This is a messenger RNA of Rana temporaria (common frog), 1192 nucleotides long. RefSeq names its product catechol O-methyltransferase-like. The record is from RefSeq and is a predicted model, not a curated record. Lineage: Eukaryota; Metazoa; Chordata; Amphibia; Anura; Ranidae. Gene Ontology annotation, biological process: dopamine metabolic process; developmental process; catecholamine catabolic process. The transcript is spliced from 5 exons. Gene Ontology annotation, cellular component: membrane; axon; dendrite. The coding region runs from base 16 to 972 and encodes 318 amino acids. Gene Ontology annotation, molecular function: magnesium ion binding; catechol O-methyltransferase activity.
GUCAGGGAGUUCAGAAUGUACAAAGAGGCAUCUGCUUGGAGGCGGGGACAGGGGCCCAGUGAGUCCAAUCACAGAGCUCGGAUUGAUGUUAUGAUCUGUCAUUGGAGAUCGCUCCUCGCACUCGGUAUAAAGUUCCCAUCACUGACAGCCGGGCACAGAGGAACCUCUCCUGAUCACAUAGGCAAGAUGCUGGACCUGAGCACAGUUUUGCUUCUGGCAGCAGGUGCUCUGUUCGUUUUUACCUUGUAUACUGUUCUGCAUGAUCAACGGCGUGCAUAUGCCAAAAUUGUCUAUCAUGAAAUUACAAUUAGAAUCAAGGAUCUCUUAAUUAAUCAGGCAAAGGAAAAGCGAGUCUUGCAGUUUGUGGUCGAGAAUGCAGUGCGCGGAGACCCCCAAAGCGUGGUGGAUCAUAUUGACAAGUACUGCAGUGAGAUGGAAUGGGCCAUGAAUGUGGGAGAUCAGAAAGGCCUGAUCUUGGACAAUGUAGUAAAAGAGACCAACCCAAACACAUUACUUGAACUGGGCACAUACUGUGGAUACUCAACAAUCCGAAUAGCACGACUCUUAAAGCCUGGAGCUUGUUUUUUUACUGUAGAGUUUAACCCUGCAUAUGCUGCAGUAGCCAAACAGAUAAUUGAAUUUGCUGGACUUAAAGACAAGGUUCAGAUAUUGGAAGGCAACACACACGAUAUUAUUCCUCAGCUAAAGAAGAAAUAUGAAGUGGACACUCUGGAUUUUGUAUUUGUGGAUCACUGGAAGGAAAAAUAUUUAGCAGAUACCCAACUUCUGGAGAAAUGUGGUUUGCUCAAAAAGGGCUCUGUCAUCCUCGCAGACAAUGUGAUUGUUCCAGGGGCUCCAGACUUUUUGGAAUACGUCCGUACUUGUGACCGCUAUGACUGCACACACUAUCCAUCCUUUUUGGAGUAUAUGAGUGAGAAAGAUGCACUGGAGAAGGCUGUGUUUAGAGGAUAGAUGGUAUUAUGAUGUAAAUAGGUCAGAGGAGCCUUUGAUAACAAGAACAAAUGAUACUCAGACCUCUUUGGUUUAUGGCCCAUGUCAUGGCACAGUGACUUCUUACAAGGUCUUACGCUGGCCUUAUAUCUAUAGGCCCAGAUAGGCGUAAAUAUAAGCGGGCCUAUCGUAUCGUAGUUACGCUACGCCGCCGCAACUUAGAGAGGCAAGUGCUGUAUUC